AUGGUGCCAUCACGCAGAUUGCUCCUCAACUUGAUGUGCUGCCUUCUGCUGGCAGCAAGCCCCGCACACGCAGGACGUCCCGCCUGGAAGUGGCUUGCCGAACCGUCCGACAAUACGUUCGUGUCUGAGGAAUCGACAGAAGUGCUCAGUGGUCCAAACCGUCGUGCCGAACAGACGCUCGAUGAAUCUUACCGGCUUCCCAACAAUACCUCCCCGGUACACUAUCAUCUCGCCCUCCGUACGGCAAUCCACGAAAACGACCGUCAAUUUAGUGGCACCGUGUUGAUUCUGUUCGAUGUGCACGAACCGAGCACAACCGUCACAUUGCUUAACCGGGCACUAUCGGUGCAACGGGCGUUCCUGCACGAAGUAGCCACCGGUGGUGUAGCGGGACCGCAGAUCGAACAACUUGCGCACGAGACCGAUUCCCGCACGGAACAUCUUACCCUAACGCUGUCUCAAAUGCUUCCGGCCGGAUCGCAGUACUUCCUGCGCAUCGAAUUCCAAGGCACGCUGCAGAACAACAACAAUAUGGGUUUCUUCGCCUCGUCCUAUCUGGACGACAACCAAAUCCGUCACUAUCUGGCGUCGAGCAAGUUCGAACCAACGCACGCCCGUUCCGCGUUCCCGUGCUACGAUGAACCGCUGCUGAAGGCAACGUUCGAGCUGGAACUGACACACUCGAAGGAUUACCAUGCGGUGGCAAACAUGCCCGCCGCCGGCGCACCCGUUCCUGAUCCGGAUAAUGCCGAUUACGUGACGAGUCGGUUUGAAAAAUCGCCCAAAAUGUCCACCUAUCUGCUAGCGUUCGCUGUGACCGAUUUUUCGAUUCGUACCGCUGACCGGCAGACGGUUUACGCGCGCUCGAACGUUUUCGAGGAGACGGCCUUCCCGCUGGAGGCGGGAAACAGGAUCCUGGAUGCGCUCGGUGAUUAUAUGGACAUUCCGUACUAUGAUUAUAUGCCUAAGAUGACUCAAAUUGCGAUCCCCGACCGUGGUACAGGAGCGAUGGAAAAUUGGGGCCUGGUAGCGUAUGGUGAGCCUGUCCUCCUAUUCAAUCCGGCCAUAAACUCCUAUCGCAACAAGAAGAGCGUUACGACGAUCAUUGCCCACGAGUUCGCUCACCAGUGGUUCGGUAACCUGGUCAGUCCGCACUGGUGGGAGUACAUCUGGCUAAACGAAGGCUUCGCCACUCUUUACGAGUACUAUGCAGCGCAGCUAGCCUACCCAGAGGGCAACUACUGGGACCUAUUUACGGUGGAGGUGAUCCAGAACGCAUUCGGUGCCGAUGCAAGCGAAACGAUCCGCCCGAUGAACUGGAACGCGGCCUCACCGAGCGAAAUUGCCGCCCUGUUCGAUACGGUCGCCUACGACAAGUCGGGUAGCGUGCUGAACAUGUUCCGUAUGGCACUUGGUGAUGACGUUUGGCGCUUCGGGUUGAAGGCUUACAUGUCCGCUCGACAAUUGGAUGGUGCGACAGCGGAACACCUUUACUCCGGACUGCAGGAAGCACUCGUGGCUAACGCUCCUACCCUACUGCCAGCCGGUGUUACCGUCCAUCAGCUAAUGGAUUCGUGGACGUCAGAGCCUGGCUUCCCGGUGCUGAAUGUUUACCGUACAUACGGAGACGUUAAGCAGGAAGCAAUUCUUUCGCAGGAACGUUUCCUCUCCAACAAAAAGCUCCCGAACACGCAUGUGUACCUCAUUCCGUACGAUUUUACCACUGCCAAUCAGCCCGAUUUCGAACCUACUCCCGAAGGAUACGCUUGGCUUUCGUCUAAGGCCCAAAAAAUUGAAAUCAAUGUACCGAAAGAUCAGUGGAUUAUUUUUAACCGCCAGCAAACCGGGUACUAUCGUGUCAACUACGAUGCACACAAUUGGGAGCUUCUCAUCGAAGCGCUGCACGCCAACCCGGAACAGAUCCAUCACCGUAACCGGGCACAGCUGGUAAACGAUGCCUACAAUCUGGCACGGGCCGAACAGAUCGAUAUUGCCGUUCCGCUGCGCUUGAUGCAAUAUCUACGCAAGGAAACGGAAUACGCACCGUGGACAGCGGCCGGUAGCGCUCUUACCUUCUUCAACAACAAACUACGCGGUACGGAACACUACGACCAUUUCCUAGUGUACGUCAACCGACUCUUACUCGACAUCUAUCCUACGCUGACUGUCGAUAGUGUCUCGGACGACGAAACGCUACUACACAAAUAUCUCAAGCAGUUCAUCACCACGUGGGCUUGCCGGAUUGGGCACAGCGAUUGUCUCACGAAAAUGAAGCAAGCUCUUACCGCUGCGCACCAGGCCAACACCGUGCAUCCGGACAUUGCUACCGCUGUCUACUGUAAUGGGUUGGCCACCGGUUCCGAUGAAGAAUUUGUUUGGGUGUACGAACAGUUUAAAAAUUCUCGCAACCAAGCACACCGUACCGUGCUAAUCGAUGCGUUAGCCUGUGCGCGCAAUUCGGACCAGCUGUCCGCUUUGCUCCAGGUGGCUCUUGGCAGUGGCAGUGAGUUCGAAGCGAUGCUUGCAUCUGAACGAACGCGUAUCGUUUCCGCUAUUUACGGUGCUAGUCGGGAAGGCGUUGAUGCGGUGAUCGAUUUCCUGAUGGUACCGGGUCAACUGACCGAUUUCAUACAGCGAUUGGGACAGUCGGCACUCAACAGUGCCGUAUCGAACAUUGCUUCCCGUACAAACAACCAGCAGGAGCUGGAUCGUUUGAAUCAACUGCUGAGCAGCUUGGGAUCAACGGUUUCUGAAUCGGUGGCCGACAGUGCCCGCAGUACGGUGCAGAAUAAUUUCAAUUGGUUCACCAGCCUGGAGGGAUUGGUAGCGGUGGAGUUCUUCCAAAAAGUGGCAACCACGCCACAGGAAUUGUGAGAUGAUAAA
Molecule: messenger RNA, 2883 nt
Organism: Anopheles maculipalpis
Lineage: Eukaryota; Metazoa; Arthropoda; Insecta; Diptera; Culicidae
Product: aminopeptidase N-like
Exons: 2
Coding region: 1-2874 (957 amino acids)
Biological process (GO): peptide catabolic process; proteolysis
Cellular component (GO): cytoplasm
Molecular function (GO): metalloaminopeptidase activity; zinc ion binding; peptide binding
Source: RefSeq, a predicted model, not a curated record